This is a messenger RNA of Dermacentor albipictus, 1224 nucleotides long. Its product is annotated as regucalcin-like. Lineage: Eukaryota; Metazoa; Arthropoda; Arachnida; Ixodida; Ixodidae. The record is from RefSeq and is a predicted model, not a curated record. Gene Ontology annotation, biological process: L-ascorbic acid biosynthetic process. Gene Ontology annotation, molecular function: gluconolactonase activity; enzyme regulator activity; calcium ion binding.
AUUUAUCGCGACGGCCGACCUUCCUGCCACUGUUCUCGUACUUCAGUUUGGCGCUCAUCUCUACUCCGCAUUCGGAGCGGCUGUAGUGGGCGCGCGUACAACAGCUGGUGGCAGUCUCACAGCUGAUCCUGAGCCGACAGGUUGUGCGCUUAAACGACCUUGAAAUCCGCCGGCUCCAGAUCGCUUAUAGCUGCGCUUGGCCGUCGAAGAGCGAAGAUGUCUGUGUCGGCGGCCUCCAUCCGACGCUCCAACCUGGGCGAGGGACCACACUGGGACUCUACGUCCAAGACGCUCCUCUAUGUUGACGCCCCCGUGGGAGACCUGUGCCGGCUGGACGUCAACACGCGGGAUACGUCGGGCAUCCACUUCGACGGACUGGUCACCAUCGCUAUUCCAUACAAGUCCAACCCGAAUUUGAACGUCAUCACGCUGAACAGAGAAAUCCGCAAGUUUGACUGGACCACAUCUCAGUCCGAAGUGCUCACAGAGGUGGACAGCGACAAGCCGACAAACAAAUUCAAUGACGGAAAGUGUGACGUCACCGGUCGGCUCUGGGCAGGAACCACCGGUGAGCACAAGGACGAACACGUGAUCGAUAAGGAGAACGGUUCGCUCUUCAGCAUCGACCCGGCCACGCUGAAUGUGACCAGCCACGUGACCAAGGUGAACCUUUCCAACGGCAUGACCUGGUCACCGGACAAUCGAAGCAUGUUCUACGUCGACUCGUUCACACGUAGCGUGUACUCGUUCAGCUUCGACGCCACCAGUGGGCAGCUGUCAAACAGGCAGGUCUUGGUGGACUUCAACGCAAAGGAAGAGUACAAAGACUGUGGAUACCCCGACGGAAUGACUGUAGACACUAACGGCAAGUUGUGGCUUGCCUGUUACGCGGCGGGGAGAGUCAUCAACAUCGAUCCCGAAACAGGAAAGCUGCUCCAGAGCGUUCUGCUUCCGGUGUCAAAGACCACGUCGUGUUGCUUUGGUGGCGAUAACUACGACGAGCUGUACGUCACCUCUGCCUGGAAGGGACUGACGCCGGACCAGCUCCGCGCUGAACCCCUGGCGGGAUCAGUCUUCAAGGUCACCUGUCUGGGAGCCAAGGGUUUCGAGGCGCACGCCUUCAAUCGCUAAGCCAGCAUGCGCACAAGAUUUGAAAUCCGAAAGAGAUAUUCUUAGGAUAAGGACUGAGUGAUCAGCCCAAAUAAAUACUUCACGUCUUGGUAA